Prorocentrum cordatum is the source of this 453-nucleotide messenger RNA. The record is from the annotation of a GenBank genome assembly. Lineage: Eukaryota; Dinophyceae; Prorocentrales; Prorocentraceae.
AUGGUGGCUUGCCUCGCCCCUUGGCAGCCCCUAUCCUCUGGCCACGCCUUCAUGGACAAUCGCGCGAUUGUCUCCACCUCGCCGGGCGCGCUGGCCACCGACAUUGCAGAUACUCAGAGCUUCGACCGACGAGUGGGCUUUGUGGAAAACAUCGGCAAACGACAACACUGGUCCGACCAAGACGUCGUUCCACGACGCAUCGAGCACCUCGGAGUGCUCGCAACACCGACCGACUCCAGCUUCGGCAUCAUUCCACGCCAAGGGUGGGCAAAGCUGGAGACCUCCAUCGCCGUGCUGGCCUCCAUCCCCGGCAGCAACCAGGUUCGCCUCAAGCUCGCCUUCGCCUACAUCCGUCCUUUGUGGCUCUGGGCGAGCCCACUGGUCAUCCCGCCGCCCAUCAAGUACGCAAGGACCCUGGCGCGAGCCGUCUGGCACACUGGUUGCACCUGGUGA